This is a messenger RNA of Mobula hypostoma (lesser devil ray), 5583 nucleotides long. It is a transcript of the gene wdr11, whose product is annotated as WD repeat domain 11. The transcript is spliced from 29 exons. Gene Ontology annotation, cellular component: cytoplasm. NCBI's taxonomy places the organism in Eukaryota, Metazoa, Chordata, Chondrichthyes, Myliobatiformes, Myliobatidae. The record is from RefSeq and is a predicted model, not a curated record. Bases 86 to 3751 code for a protein of 1221 amino acids. Gene Ontology annotation, molecular function: protein binding.
CUCGCUUCCUGUUUACAUGGCAGCCCGGAAGUCAGCCGCUCCGUGAGGGAACCGGGGAAACGGGUUGUUCGGGAGGCGAGCGAGGAUGCUGUUCUCGGUUAAUAUCAAGCUCUCCGCCAGGACCUUAACGGGAACGCUGAGCGGCCAGAACCGAGGGGCAGCCGACUGGGGUUGGCAAGGACUAAUUGCCCAUGGCUGUCAUUCAUUGAUUUUGAUCAUUGAUCCGAACACUUCGCAGACCAUUCAGGUUCUGGAACAGCAUAGAGCAAAUGUUGUGAAGGUAAAAUGGGCUAGAGAAAAUUAUCACCAUAAUAUUGGCUCUCCCUAUUCUCUGCGCUUGGCAUCUGCAGAUACAGCAGGAAAGAUUAUUGUUUGGGAUGUAGCUACAGGAGCAGCUCGAUGCGAGAUUCAGGAAUACACCAAACCCAUUCAAGACAUGGAAUGGCUGCAGAAUCAGGAUGCCUCUCGGGACCUGCUAUUAGCAGUUCAUCCACCAAACUACAUAGUUCUUUGGAAUGCAGACACCGGUACAAAAUUAUGGAAGAAAAGUUAUGCAGAAAACAUACUCUCCUUUUCCUUUGAUCCCUUUGAGAUAUCUAAUCUAGCAUUACUGACCAGUGAGGGUAUAGUGUUUAUCUCGGACUUUUCACCAUCCAAACCUCCCAGCAGCUCAGGGAAAAAGGUUUAUAUAUCAAGUCCUCAUUCAAGUCCUGCCCAUACAAAACCAGCAGCUACUGGCGCCAAGAAAGCUUUAAACAGAGUGAAAAUCCUCAUCACUAAUGAGAAACCAAAUGCGGAGUCCGUAACUCUGAAUGACUGCCUGCAAUUAUCUUAUCUGCCGUCAAAGAGGAACCAUAUGCUGCUGUUGUACCCCAGAGAAAUCCUGAUUCUAGACUUGGAGGUGAACCAGACUGUCGGCAUUGUGGCAAUUGAAAGAACAGGAGCUCCUUUCUUACAGGUUAUUCCCUGUCGCCAACGAGAUGCAUUGUUCUGUCUUCAUGAAAAUGGUUGUAUAACAUUAAGGAUACGCCGACCGAAUUCCAGUUCACUGGCUGUCCCCAUUGAAGAACAGGAUCCAGAUCAGCCUGCUCAAGAACUUGCUUAUGACUUGCGCUGUCAGUGUGAUGCUAUCAGAGUCACUAAGACAGUUCGUCCUUUCAGCAUGGUGUGCUGUGCUGUCAAUGAAAAUUCUGCUGCUUUGAUUGUUAGUGAUGGCAGAGUGAUGUUGUGGGAGUUGAAAUCCAACCUCUUGGGACCAAAACCUUAUUACAGUUACUCAAGUUCCACAGCCUCUCCUUUGUACUGUCCAGCUUCAUUUUGCGGAAUCCCUUUGAGCACCCAACAGAAAAAGUUUCCAGACCUCUCCUUGGAUAACAUGAUAGGGCAAAGUUUAGCUGUAGAUGAAGAGCUGCCGAGGGUUUUGAACCAGCAGGAAGUUCAACUGAAGUUCCUACUGACUGGCUUGUUGUCCGGUCUCCCACAGCCACCAUUUGUUAUACGAAUGUGUCCACCACUCACUACCAAGAACAUAAAAAGCUAUCAGCCGUUGUUGGCUGUGGGUACCAGCAACGGAUCUGUGUUAAUUUAUCAUCUUACCAGUGGAUUGUUAUACAAGGAAUUAAGCAUACAUUCCUGUGAAGUCAGGGGCAUUGAGUGGGCAAGCCUGACCAGUUUUCUUUCUUUUGCCACCUCGACACCGAAUAAUCUGGGACUAGUGCGAAAUGAAGUGCAGCUGGUUGAUCUACCAACAGGGAGAAGUAUUGCAUUUAGAGGUGAGAGAAGCAAUGAUGAACCACCAAUAGAAAUGAUGAAAAUAUCCCAUUUGAAGCAGUUCUUAGUUGUGGUGUUCAGAGACAAGCCAUUGGAACUAUGGGAUAUUAGGACAUGCACUCUGCUUCGUGAAAUGGCGAAGAACUUCCCUGCAGUUACAGCACUGGAGUGGUCUCCUUCCCACAACUUGAAGAGUUUGCGCAGAAAGCAGCUUGCAGCUCGAGAAGCCAUGGCCAGACAAACAGUUGUUUCUGAUACCGAAACCAAUAACAUUGAGUCACCUAUGAUCAGUUUACUGCAGGAGGCAGAGAGUAAAGCCGAAUUUAGUCAUAACAUCUCUGCACGGGAGCACUUUAUAUUUACUGACAAUGAUGGACAGACCUUCCAUCUCACUGUGGAAGGGAAUAUAGUGAAGGAUGUAGUCAGAAUUCCUCCAGAUGGAGACAUGGGCAGCAUCACAUGCAUUGCAUGGAAGGGAGAGAUGUUGGUGCUCGGAGAUGUUGAUGGAAAUGUGAACUUCUGGGACUUAAAAGCUAGGCUUUCAAGGGGAAUUCCUACUCACCGUGGUUGGGUAAAGAAGAUUCGUUUUGGUCCCGGAAAAGGAAACCUGAAACUUUUAAUGAUGUUUAAUGAUGGAGCUGAAAUUUGGGAUUCUAAGGAGGUUCAAAUGAUAAGCAGCAUGAGAACUGGUCGCAAUGUCAGCUACAAGGUCCUUGACAUUGAUUGGUGCAGUUCCGAUAAAGUUGUUCUGGCUUCCGAUGAUGGCUGCAUCCGAGUUUUGGAAAUAGCAAUGAAAUCAGCAAGUUACGGAAUGGAUGAGCAGGAGUUAACAGAUCCAAUUUGGUGCCCUUAUCUCCUUCUUCCAAGAUCUUGUUUUGUAUUGAAAGCUUUCCUAUUGCAUCAACCAUGGAAUGGACAGUAUUCACUGGAUAUUAUGCAAAUCUCUUAUUCAGAAAACGAAGAAAUAAAGUGUCUUAUGCAGGAACAAUUGAACUCUAUAUCAAGCGACAUCCAGCAACUUCUUAUAGACCCCGAAUUCCAACUGCUGCAACGAUGCUUAUUGGUGGCAAGGCUUUUUGGUGAUGAGUCAGAACUGCUGUUCUGGACUAUUGCUGCUCAUUAUUUGUAUAGAUUCUCAAAGAGAAAAGAUCUAGUUACAGAGAAUGGCAUUCAAGAGAACCAGGCCAGCCCACUGGAUAUUUGCUAUGAUGUACUGUGUGAGAGUUCCUACUUCCAGAAAUCUCAGAUUGAGCGAGUUAACCUGCAAGAAGUGAAAAGGACAACAUAUGAUCACACAAGGAAAUGUGCAGAUCAGUUACUCUUAUUAGGCCAGACGGACAGGGCAGUGCAGUUGCUGCUGGAAACCAGUGCAGAAAAUCCAAGCUAUUACUGUGAUUCCUUGAAAGCUUGCCUAGUUACCACCAUAACCUCGUCAGGUCCUUCCCAAAGCACCAUAAAAUUGGUGGCUACCAACAUGAUAGCAAAUGGGAAGCUAGCAGAGGGUGUACAGCUACUUUGUCUAAUAGAUAAAGCAGCGGAUGCUUGUCGAUACCUGCAGACUUACGGAGAAUGGAAUCGAGCCGCAUGGCUUGCCAAAGUGCGUCUAAACAGAGAGGAGUGUGCGGAAGUGCUGAAGCGAUGGGUGGACCAUCUUUGUUCUCCACAAGUGAAUCAAAAGUCCAAAGCCAUCCUCGUCCUCCUUUCACUAGGCUGCUUUAGCAAAGUUGCUGAAAUGCUUCACAGCAUGCGUUAUUUUGACAGAGCUGCAAUAUUCUUGGAGGCUUGUCUCAAAUAUGAAGUUCUUGAAAUGAAUGAAAAUACAGAGAAAUUUUGCAAUGCAGUUUAUGCAGAUUAUGCAAGGUAUUUAAAGAUGCUGAAUCUGAAGCAAGGUGCAAUUCUCUUUGCCACAAAAGCAGGGGACGCAGGAGCUGAACUACUGAAGGAGCUGCACCAGAGCAAAGAGGAAAAAACUGCUUCGUGACUUGAAAAUGCUAACCUUUGAAAAUACACUGGCCCUCUUCAACUUCAAAGGUUACCUUGCCUAGUCCAUGAUGAGAAUAUAGUGUUUUGAAUGUUAUGUUCCAGUUUCCAGUUUUGACCUGAAUAAAUUACAUUCCAAUUGUUGCAGUGAAAAUCAACCAAAUGCAUAUAGGAGGUUCUUCAUGCAGUGUUGUCUGGCAUAUCUAGAUUUUUGAUACGGUGACAAUUUUGUUUAUGCCUAAAUUCUUUCUCUAUAAUAUUCUUGGCUAUAGUAUUUUUAUAGGUUCCUAUAGAGGAUCUCACAAUCAGCAUUCCCUGUGCAGUUAUCGCUUUGACAAAUGUAGACAAGGAUUGCAGACAAAUAACAUAAUCAGAAAAUGUUUUACGGUAUCAGUCAUUGCUUUUCGAGCUUCCUUGCUGUUUAACUAUACACAAGUAACUAUUGUUGCUUGAAGAAUUAGAUGCAUUGAAAUGUGAAAUAUGGAUAAAUGAUUUGUAAAAUGAAAUAUCUGAUACUGUAACUGGACCUUGUUCUUAAUUCAGUGUUUAAUCUACUACAAAUUAGUAAUAUCAAGGGAGGUAAAACAACAUUGUGGUGUGGUCCAGAUGGGUGCAUAACCAGGAACCAGCAGUACCAUAAAGAGGUCAGAGCAGCUCUGGUGUCAAAGUCGUACACAGCAAAAUAGAUGAUUUGACUUCCUCUCAUCCAAGAGUUUCAGACGUCUGAAGAGAAGCUAGAGAAAGGAGAAUGAAGAAAAAGGUGUAAAAUACAAAGAACUUAAAAACAUAUUGGAACCAAGCAUUAUAGUCAUUAUGUAACAUUACAUAUAAUGCUUGCAUUCUUUUGAGCAAAAGUCUGGUAUAUUUUUUCUGUGAGUUUGAUUCCUGUGUUGACCAAAUUCUACUAGUACACAAUAAUUACUACAAACAUUUGUGAUCCAUUUGUUAAAUUAUACUUGCAGCAUUUCCAUAGGUGAGUCAUUCCGGGAGGGUUGUAACCCUGUAUGUGAUCCUCCUUUCAUGAAUAUUAAAUGGAUUUAAUGUUCUUUCUUCACUUCUACACAGGUUUAUUUCUAAAAAUAGGGGAUAAACAUGAACAAAAUAGAUGAUUCAUUUAUAUGGAACUAUAUUUUCUUUUCCUUGCGUAAAAAGUACAAUCUACUACUCAUCUAUCCAAAAAAAAACUUUUCUAACAAAAUACAACUUGUCACACCUUUCUAAAUGUUUUACUUACUUUGUAAUUGGAAAAGUAAGUCAUCCCUACAGAAAGCCCUCUCAGUGAUCACAUGCAGUACCUGAGGUGAUACUCUUAUUAUUCAUAGCCUUGAUAUGGCUAGGAUGAAAUGUUGUCUUUUGGCAGGGAUAAUUUGAUAAAGUUACAUUAAUAAGUCAAAUAGAUACAGGUAGAUCAUGGUAGCCCAAUCUCAUGUACUGUACAUCAGGAGUUAUAAACUGGUUGGCGUGCAAUUUUCAGAUGCUGUGCACCACUACAGAAUUUGUAUUUCAGUAUCUGCUUAUCUCUCUGGUAAAUUCCAGCACACUCUGUUGUAUUGUGUCUAUAAAGUAUUGAUAUAAAACACCAGUGUCUUCACAGAGCAAUUAGAAAUGUGUCCUGAUUGUAAUGAUAAUUUAUAAAAUCUCUUAAAGAUUUCCCUUUUGUUCCCUUGGAGUUUUUUUGUUCUUCUCUGAGUGUGGCUUGACGGCAUGGUUCUGAGAUGAGGGUUCUGAAACUGCUUCAGAUUGUUUGAAAAGUAUAAGUUUCUUCAUGUUGCACAUCAUUGUUAGCACAUUUGUGGCGUAUAGAUCUGUAAUCCUCUACCACCAAUAGUCACU